AUUAAAAUCAUUAUUCUGUUAUAUUAAAAAACUAAUUUUUUGCAGGGUUUUCAUCUCUUCAAGAUGAACAUGUCAACAUGCUAAUACGUGUUCCCUUAAUUAGUUGUGCUUGGCACAUCAUCAUAAAUUAUAUUCAUAUUUUUAGUCUUCGCUUUUCAAUCAUUAUAAGCAAUUUAAGAUCGUAUGGCAUCUAGCAGAUUAUGCGGUUUUCCUUUGCUCAAUAGAAGAAGAACUUAUGAUCCUAUGAAGGGGACUAAUAGUUCUCCAAAGAAGCAAUUUUCAAAAUCAUUGAAUGAAGGGAAGAAGGGAGAGUCAAUGGAGUGGUCAUUUGUGAGUGCAGAUCAAUUGAUGCUAAUGAUUCAGGUCCAUAAGAAGAUCUUGGUCUUCAGGGACAUCAUUGACCUAGCUCCAUUGAACACAUCUAUCUCCUUACGUGAGAUGGUUAUUACAACCCUGGGUGAUCUGCAUGGGCUCUAUCCGGGGAUCAUAUUGCAAAAUAAGGUUUCGAGGAUUAAGGAUAAGUCUACUGAUCAGGCUCUAGCCUACUUUUGUGAGGUUUUGAAGUCUAUUGGAGAGUCAUGGAUAAUGAAUAGUGACUGCACUAACAACAUCAAUUGUGUGUUUCCUUCUUGCAAGGACAGGAGCAAUAUGCUGCAACUUGGGGAAACUUUGUUGGCCACACUUGAUUGUAUGAUCAAGAUUGCAAAUGACAAGUUUGAUAUCAUGGAAGAAGAUUAUAAUAAGAACGAAUUUGGGACAUUCGGAAAAUCUACACCUACAUAUGGUUCCCCUUCCUUUCAUGGUAGCAGCUUCUUGGGCAGCUCUUCUCCGGACACACCUAGAGGUGUUCUUCCAGAACCCAUGAAAUACCCUGCCAGAACCGGAGAGAACAGUCCAAAAUCUUCUGGUACCUCACCGCUUAGGACUCUCAGAAUUCAGUCUUUGGGAAAGCUGAAUCCAAUUGAUUUGAAGCGCUUGUCUUUCCAUAUGUCACCACCCCACAAGGCAACUCAAAACAAGAAGAUUAAUGAGGAACCAGACAGAGAAAUGGAAGUGGAUCACAAAGAUGGAAAAGAUGAAAAGGAUGACACAUCAGAGGAUCUAGUUUUUAGUAUGGAGACAACAGAGAAAUCAGAGAUAACAAAUGCAGAUCAUAAAGAAUGUGAUGAAGCUCAAGCAAUGCAAGAAGAAAAAGAGGAAAAGUCACAAUCUCCCAAACCAUUGGAAACAACAGCUAUGCUGAUGGAGGAAGCACCAAAGCUUGCACCAUCAUCAAAUUCAUCUCCAUUAUCGCCAGUAGUAACAGCAACAAAUGUUAUGCAGCCAAAUAAGGCAAUGCUGCCUCCGCCACCACCACCACCACCUCCACCUGCACCAUCAUCAGCCAAAUUGCAAAAAAGUGUUGUAGCACUUAAUAUACCACCACCACCUUCUCCACCACCAGUGCCUCUGAGCUCAAGCUUGAGUUCAGUAUCAUCACCUCCAUCACCAUCUCCCCCAAUCAUAUCCUUGAAAGCCGGAUCAGCUUCACCACCUCCACCACCCAUGUCCUUGAAAGCCGGAUCAGCUCCACCACCUCCACCACCCAUGUCCUUGAAAUCCGGAUCAGCUCCAGCACCUCCACCACCACUGCCACGUGGAAAUGGGGGUGCUGCAUUGCCACCACCUCCACCUGUUUCAGGUAGAUGCUUGCGGCCCAAGGCAACUACAAAAUUGAAGAGAUCAACACAAUUGGGCGCCCUUUAUCGAACUCUGAAGGGAAAAGUGGAAGGGUCAAGCCUCAAAGGCAAGUCGGGUGGCGGGAGAAGCAGCUCAAAUGGGGCAGCAUCAAGUUCCGGAGGAAAACAAAGUAUGGCUGAUGCUCUAGCAGAGAUGACAAAACGAUCAUCUUACUUCCAACAAAUAGAAGAAGAUGUUCAAAAAUAUGCAAAACAGAUCCAGGAACUGAGAUCUGCUAUUACCAAUUACAAGACUAAAGAUAUGACAGAUUUGAUCAAGUUCCACCAAGAUGUUGAGUCUGUUCUUGAGAAGCUAACUGAUGAAUCACAGGUCCUAUCAAGGUUUGAGGAUUUCCCCUCGAAGAAGUUAGAAGCUAUGAGAAUGGCAGCAGCACUCUAUAAUAAGCUUAAUUCAAUUCUUAACGAGCUUCAAAAUUGGAAGAUAGUGAGUCCUGUGAAUCAGCUCCUUGAAAAGACCGAACGUUAUUUCGAUAAGAUCAAAACAGAGUUGGAAGCUUUGGAGCGAACCAAAGAUGAAGAAUCCAAGAAAUUCAAGGGCCAUAACAUUGAAUUCGACUUCCACAUUCUUAUAAAAAUCAAAGAAGCAAUGGUGGACGUCUCCUCUAAUUGCAUGGAGUUAGCACUAAAGGAGAGGCGCAGUGAUGCUGCUAAGAAUAAUAGUGAUGGGAAAAGAAAAGAUUAUGCAAAGUUGCUAUGGAGAGCUUUCCAAUUUGCAUUCAAGGUUUAUACAUUUGCAGGUGGAAUUGAUGAUCGUGCUGACAAGCUCACAAAGGAACUUGCUAGGGAAAUAGAGAGUGAUCCAAACCAACCGUGAUCCUGCACACAAAAUAAACUGAUAUAUACUGUAUACUAUAUACUAAACUAUAUAUGCAUGUAGUUGGAGACUUGAACUUUAUGACACUAUAUACUAUA
This is a messenger RNA of Arachis stenosperma, 2651 nucleotides long. RefSeq lists its product as uncharacterized. The transcript has 9 exons. Gene Ontology annotation, cellular component: chloroplast outer membrane. Gene Ontology annotation, biological process: chloroplast organization. The record is from RefSeq and is a predicted model, not a curated record. NCBI's taxonomy places the organism in Eukaryota, Viridiplantae, Streptophyta, Magnoliopsida, Fabales, Fabaceae. Bases 184 to 2553 code for a protein of 789 amino acids.